AUGACAAGCCAGGCUCAGCAUCUAACAAAAAGGACAGCUACAUCGCGAGCAACUCUUCUCGCCCAUCCACUUGUUAACAAGUUCAACUCUGCGCGAACCCAUCUUUCCGGCUCUUUCUUUCUCUCUAUCUUCUUAGUCUCCCAAUCCAAUUUUCCUUCCAUUUCCAAAGUUUUGGUCUCUUCUCUGUUUGUCCGUUCCCACACAAAAAAAACAGAAUAAUAUUUCAGUUCCGUGACUGAAAAACCAGUUGCGACCGAAAAAGUCUUAUCAAUCGCAUUCUCUCUCUCUCUCUCUCUCUUCCCACUUUUCUCAACUUUGUUGCCACACCAGAUUUUGAUACCUGAUCACAAAAGAAAGCUCGCAUCUUUUUGAAGGAGUCAAACAGAGAGUGACCUUUCCCAUCAUCAUUAUUUGUGCGCCCGUUUCCAUUACUUUGCCUACCUUUUGCUCCUCCUGGUGUUUGCUCUUUGUCUUCUUUUUCCACUUCGUUUCCUCCGCUUCUCUGCGUCUCUCUCGCUCUCGCUCCCUCUCCACGAGCUCAUUUUUCUUCGCCUUUCCCUCGUUCUUCUUCGGCUUCUUCUUCUUCUUCUUCUUCUGCUUCUUCUCUCUUCCUCCUCCGCUGCCACUGCCCCCUGUUUCCUGCUCCCGGCCCGGCACUAAACCGCUUUUCGCCACCAACUUUUUCCUCUCUUUUUCAGAGUUUUGCCAAACUCUCAUCAGAAAACAUCAUCAUAACCACGUUCUUCCUUUCGUUCGACGCGCGGCGACGGAACCCGAGGUGAGAAUCUGAAAUGCAAUUGGGAUUCAGCAGAGAAUGUUGACGUCGUCGGGGCACCGAGAGAGUUGAAAGAAGGUGAUAAGGGUGGAAACACAUGACUGUGCAUGCUUUUCGAGGUUAAUUUUAUAAGUGUGGACGCAGAUAAGAAUACAAGCAGCUGAUAAGCGCAGAAAUGGUUUUCCUCUUUCUUUUUAAAGACUUUAAAUAUGAAACGUUUUCCUGAAGAAAGCAUCGGUUCUGGAACCUUCGAAAGCCCAUUCUCACAUUCGCAAACACCCGACUUCUGAAUAAUUCACGAUUCGGCGCCUCUGACAUCAUUCCUUGCCCGGAACGCCGUUAUUUUUCCAGAUUCCCGCACUCGACGUACAUAAUGAGGUCGAACUCGUCGUCGCGUCUCUGGGUGGGUCCUCUGAUGCUCGUCAUCAUCAUUGCUCUCAUCUAUUUGCUGUCUUUGAUGCCGACGUCGCCUCCGCAUUUGGUGAGUGAGUCUGGAAAAGGAAGCGAGCGAGCGAGCGAGCUAGAGAAAUGGGAAAGCGGAAAGAACCGAAGAACUUUUUGUAGGCCAACAAUGGGAUGAUUGUGAACGACGCGCAUACGGAGUACGCGAUGAAGGGGCAAGCACAAGUGGAUUGGCAGGAGAUCUACAAGAACCAUCCAUCCAGUGGUGAGCAUCAAGAGCACGCACUUCUCGCCCCCGAUUGGGCCAAUCAUCCCAUGCUUUUUCUUCUUUCCUUUUCCUUCCCCGCCAAAUCCCAGUUGGGACCAGCAGAGACAAGAGAAAACAAAAAGUGCAUUUCAGAAGAGACGCUGGGCUUCGACCUCUGUCGACACGGCGGAAUAACGAAUGAAACGGACGGCUCGUGCGUGUGCACCAGGUGGUACGCGGGCGACAAAUGCGAGACGCCCGUCUGCAUGAACGACGGCGUCUUCAAUCAGUCGCUCGGACGCUGCGUGUGCACUUCCAACUGGGUCGGCGAGCACUGCAUCUUCCGGUGCAACUCGGGCGUCGUCAACAAAACCUCAGGCAAGUCUCUUCCCAUUCGUCCACGUUGCCAGGCUCUCGAAAUUUAUGUCUUCUAGCCUUGGUUAGCACGAAAACACACACACACACGGCUUCAUUUGAAUUGGCACGUUUUAAUUUCCGGUCUCGUGAUGAAGGCGGAAGAGAAAUUAUACUGAAAAUAGAGGAAGACGGAUGAGUAAUGGGAUUUGGAAGAAGGGUGGCAUUUGACUUGAGGAAAUUGGUUUCAAAAGGGCUUGCCCACCUGAAUUUGCAUUUGUCUAGGAAUGAAUUGAAUUAAACGACGUCAUCUGAUAGGGGCAAAUGGAAAAGAAGAAGACUUGAUUCGAUUAGUUUCAGGGCUCUGCGAGUGUCUCUUCGGACGGCCCUGCACUAUCCAAAAAUGCAUCAACGGACACUUCUUCGACGGCAAGUGCGUGUGCUAUGACGGAUUCACGGGACCCGCGUGCACGAUCUGCGACGGGACUGUGCCGAGCAUUCAGUGCGACGAGGUCAUCCGAAAGAGAGGAGCGGUCAACUCGCGGCUCACCCUCUCCGGCCUCUCUUUCUGCAUCAUCACGAUCGGAUUGCUGUGCGUGGGAGCACGUCGUCGCCGAUCCGCUAUGAAUCCGAUGGCCGAAGAGACGUGGUAUCGAGUGUUCCAUCCGAACAACAACCGGACGUUCAGGUGAGGAGAGAAGGGAAGUGGGCUCAAAGAUAUGACAUGUUUCAGAUGCAGACAUGAUUACAUGUGUGGAGGAUCGUGGGUUCCGAGGGACAGAGCACUGAUUGUGGCGCCGGGAAGAGUGUCCAUGUCGAGCACGACACCGUUAGUUAUCUCAGUUAGUUACCUUCCAAGCAUUGUUCAUUUAUUUCAGAAGAGUGCACAGACUGGCGACGCCUCCGCCCAGUUACACUUCGGUCGACGAUCUCAAUAACACAGAAGCUCAGAGUCCGCCAACGUACGAAGAAGCGACGCGUAUUGACAUUGAGAACGGAGUAGUGGAAGAAGUGGACGCUUCGGAGGAAGCAAAGGAUGAAGUGGUCGGAGAGACAAUACAGGUGCCGCCUUCCGAAGUGCCGACGACGGAACAAUCCACAGAAGUGGUGGAUCAGUCGCCUUGA
This is a messenger RNA of Caenorhabditis sp. 36 PRJEB53466, 2903 nucleotides long. NCBI's taxonomy places the organism in Eukaryota, Metazoa, Nematoda, Chromadorea, Rhabditida, Rhabditidae. The record is from the annotation of a GenBank genome assembly.